GAUACCUACGUUUUACGCAAUGGAUGAUGGGGAAGGUGCCAAACACUUUUUUUAUGAUGAAUCCUGCGGAUCUUGCGUUCAAGAGAACCUGUGGCACUCACACGGAAUGGGGAGAUGAGCUAAGGUGAUAGGAAUGCUGUGGGGCUGCAUCGUUUACUAUUGGUGUCAGGUACGUUUUCUAAGAAGAGCAGUGUCUGAGCAUGAGCGGAAGUCGUGCGUUGUGUUCUGUGACCUCUGCGACAAACAGCCGUAAAAAUGCUUUUACCGUCCCUCCGACCCGUAUCACUCAUAGGCAACCGGGUAAACACAGAUAUAGGUCGGCUAAUGAAAGGCAUUCAAAUAAGUAUUACUGCCCAAUUGUAAUCCAAUUACCCUUAGUAAAGAUUGUGGAACCUAGGAAGACGCAAAGGAGGAAUGCUUCCGGGUCGACAUGUGCCCUGAUCUAAGAUGGCGGACGAAGCCACUCGACGUGUUGUAUCGGAGAUCCCGGUUCUGAAAACGAACGCCGGGCCCCGGGAUCGCGAGCUAUGGGUUCAAAGGCUCAAGGAGGAGUAUCAGGCUCUUAUCCGGCGUAAUAGUAUUCCAUCACCAAUAUGUACCACAAUUUGUUCAGCCAUUCCCCAACUGAUGGACCGCCCCUGACUUUCCAAUUCUUUGGCACUACAAAAAGAGUUGCUAUUAAUAUUUUUGUACAGUACGUGGAGAAUAACAAGAAAGCUGACAAUGACUGGUUUCGACUGGAGUCCAACAAGGAAGGGACCCGAUGGUUUGGAAAAUGCUGGUAUAUCCAGGACCUACUUAAGUAUGAGUUUGACCUCGAGUUUGAUAUUCCAAUUACAUAUCCCUCCACUGCACCAGAGAUUGCUGUCCCUGAACUGGAUGGAAAGACGGCAAAGAUGUAUAGGGGUGGCAAAAUAUGCCUAACUGAACACUUCAAACCUUUGUGGGCUAGGAAUGUGCCAAAGUUUGGACUGGCUCAUCUCAUGGCUCUGGGGUUGGGCCCUUGGCUGGCAGUGGAGAUUCCAGACCUGAUCCAGAAGGGGAUAAUCCAACACAAAGAGAAGCAAUGCACCCCUUAAACUUCUGACAUACUUGACUCCUGCUUCCUUUGGCCAUCGCCACCUCUACCCACUCAGCUGAUCAGUAGGCCUUCUCUGCCUUUUGCCAUAAAGUUGUGGUGAUUGGGCCUCUGGGUCAAAUUACUACAAAUAAGCUAUGCCCCUACCAUAUGCUGGGACUCAUGGUCUGGCAUCACUUGGGGACAGGGCUAAGUAUAUUAAGCAGACACUGGGACCAUGAUUCUACCACUUUCCCACUUCUUGGAAAGAAGGGAAAUCUGAAGAGAUGCAACAUGAACAUUUGUGUCAGCUCAUCUGCUGGAAGCAGUAGCUAUGUCUUCCUGGAAUAAAAGCUGCUUCCCCUGG
Molecule: messenger RNA, 1424 nt
Organism: Monodelphis domestica (gray short-tailed opossum)
Lineage: Eukaryota; Metazoa; Chordata; Mammalia; Didelphimorphia; Didelphidae
Gene: UFC1
Product: ubiquitin-fold modifier conjugating enzyme 1
Biological process (GO): protein K69-linked ufmylation
Cellular component (GO): cytoplasm
Molecular function (GO): UFM1 conjugating enzyme activity
Source: RefSeq, a predicted model, not a curated record